Biomphalaria glabrata is the source of this 2015-nucleotide messenger RNA. RefSeq lists its product as uncharacterized. The transcript is spliced from 6 exons. The record is from RefSeq and is a predicted model, not a curated record. Gene Ontology annotation, molecular function: protein binding. Lineage: Eukaryota; Metazoa; Mollusca; Gastropoda; Planorbidae. Bases 211 to 1812 code for a protein of 533 amino acids.
UGGGUAGGGAACAGGGCAGCGCCAAGAGCAGUACGAAGGGGUACAACCAAGCCAGAUACCUGUUGAAAUUUUAGACACCGAGGCUCCGAAGAGGAGAAAUGAAAAUAGAAAAGUGUAAUUACUUUAAUUUAAUUGGAAAAUAUCGAUUUUUUGACAUAAAGGCUGCCAACGAUGGGUGAUUCAAUAAUUGAGUUUUAAAGACUAUCAAAGAUGCGUCCUCAUAAGCAGCAGCUAAUUAUAACUUUGAAUCUUGAAGUGUUACAGAAUGUUAGACAUAAUCUGCUGGCUCUGGAAGAGUCCAUUAGAACUGUGUUAGGAAAAGGAGAAAAAUGGUUGGACGACGACGACGACGCUAUGACGUUUGUACAAAUGAAUCAAUUUCUAGUGAAUGAAAACUCUCGCUGUCUGCAAACUUGUCGAGACAUCGCAAGUGAAAAGGAGGUAGUUAACUCUUUGAAUACAGAUGCCAGUCAAAGCAAAGAAACAUUGGCAACAACGUUAGCUUCCGCUUCGUAUGCUAAAGAAGAAAGAACUAAAUGCCACACUGACAAUUCACAAUUAGAGGUGGUGUACAAAACAAUACCAAUAACUACAGAAAAUUGCUUUUUUGAACUGAAGGAUAACUUAACAAGUUUGAUAAAAUCUCUUUCAAAGAAAAUUAAAUCUUUACAGAAGAAAAAUACAGAACAAGAUACUAAGAUUAAAGAAAUAGAGUGGAAACUAACACAGGCUGAAAAUACAAAUAAAGAUCAAGAAAAGUACAUGGAUAAAAUCAUUGCCGAAGUCCAGUCCGUGGCAGAGAGUAAAACCAACUCCAAAUUAAAUGAAUUUAUUAUUGAACUCCAUAAGGCCAGUGAAUUUAUACAAAAUGAAACCGAUACGUUAUCAGAGAAAGUUAAAAAUUGUGAAGGCUGUAACGAAACAAUCUUGAAAAGACAAGAAAAUAUUGAAAAUAAUUUUAGAGUCAACAUUGAUAGUAUUACGAAAAAACUAGAGUGUUGUUUUGAUUUGGUAGCAGAAAACAAUAAGACAGCGAUUGGUCAGCUUCAAGAAAUGUCUGAUCAAUUGGUGAAUCAAAAAGAGUUUGAAAUUGCAGUAAAGAAAGAAAUUAAGGAAACAAAAGAAUUUCACUCUUUUCAAAAAUCUGAGAAUGUUAUUUUCUCAACUGAAUUAACUAAAAUUAGUGAAACUCUUCAUCGUGUUUCCAAAGAUGUUGAAAAGAUCAAAAUGGACUUCGCAAGUCGUUCAGCUUCUGUAGUCCAGACUGAAUCCUCUAAAGAAAUGAUCAUGGAAAAGUUGCUAAAUAAAGUUACAGAUGUUGAUGACAGGAUUACAAAGGAAUUGGAUACAAUGUCUCAAGAGAAAAAGGAAAUAAAUUCCAAUAACGUCACUGAAUCUUUUUGUGUUUACUGGGAUGAGUUAUUUGUAACAGAUGCCAAGAAAGACCAGAUUGUACAAAGUUUCAGUUAUUCAUACAGCCUACUCAAUACACAGUUGCCUCACUAUGACCAACUUACAGGUUUAUACACAGCGCCAUACGAUGGAAUAUAUAUAGUCAGCGUAAUGAUAGAAAACAGAACUGUCAUGAAGGUUCAAUUUAAUGUAUGUUCUAAAGAUCAGAGUGAAGAGAAGCUACAUGCUGUAUGUUUUGCUAAGGGAAAAAAGACGAGCCCUUCUGUUGCCUUUCCAGUCAUACUAGUGAAAGAUGAACAAUUAUAUUUAAAAUACUUUGAAGACUAUGAAGGUUUAAAAUUGGGCCGAAACACAACAUUUUCUUGUAUCCUUGUGAAGCAACUUAGAUUCAACCUCUGAAAAGUGUAAUAACAAUUACCAUUUAACCAUAGUAUAUAGUAAACUUGUUAUCAUUUGUUUGUAUACCUGGUAUUUUAUCAUAUUAUAUUUUGGUUAUAUUUUUAAGCAACACAUUUUCCAUUCAGAAUCAUUAUAUUAAUCUUAUAGCUAAAUAUCAACUAUAACAUAGCGUUACCUAAUAAAAUGAAACCAUUAUCUAUGUA